This is a messenger RNA of Helicoverpa armigera (cotton bollworm), 2256 nucleotides long. Its product is annotated as peroxisome biogenesis factor 2. Gene Ontology annotation, biological process: protein import into peroxisome matrix. The transcript has 5 exons. The coding region runs from base 228 to 1079 and encodes 283 amino acids. Gene Ontology annotation, cellular component: peroxisomal membrane. Lineage: Eukaryota; Metazoa; Arthropoda; Insecta; Lepidoptera; Noctuidae. Gene Ontology annotation, molecular function: zinc ion binding. The record is from RefSeq and is a predicted model, not a curated record.
GUCUGGCUGACUGACAUCAGUAAAAGUGUCAAAUUCAGAAUUUCAGAUGUUGACGAAGCGAAGUUGUUUAUAAAAUAAAUUCAUAUCUUGUUAAGAAUACUUUAAUUCCGCCAAUUUCAGCUGAUAAGUACUAUCUCACAGUUCGAUAACUCGUCCUAAUGGUUGGACUGUAUGAAUCAAAAGCUGGAAGUUAUUUAACAACUGUUAUUUUCUAUCAUAGCUAAAUAAUGUCUGUGAAUUAUAUUCCUAGAGUAACACAGUUAGAUGCUGUGCAGUUGGACAAUCAACUUGAAGAACUUUUCAAACAGUUGGUUUUUCAAGCAACUCAAUUCAUAGAGCCCCAGUAUGUUCAACCUAUUCUGCCUGAGUUGGAACUUUUGAUAAGAACAUGGAUUUUUAAAUAUUCCGUGUAUGACCAAAAGAGUACCUUUGGGCAACAGAUGCUCUCAUUGAAUUAUAAAUCAGACAACUUUGCUAGAAGUAAACUGUUCUGGUAUUAUGGUUACAAUGUCGGGCUGAAGUAUCUUAGAGAAAGAGCAAUCUACAGUUUUACAUCCAACACAAAAGUUCAGAAUUUUAUUAAUAAAUUGGAAACUUUUCAAUUGAUUGGUGAUAUAUUGAACUUCUGUAGAUUCAUACAGACUGGCAAAUAUCCACUGCUCAUAGAUUUUAUAUUGGGCAUUGAGUUGUCUGCUGAGAAGUUGACUAGAGAAGACCUAACUGAUUUCUCUUGGACUAGAGAACUUUUGUGGCAUAAUUUUAUUGAAUUAAUAGGCACAUCAAUAGCAUUGAUCAACAUCUUUGGAGUAAGAAGUAAACUAUCAAACUUACUGAAGUAUGUGUGGUGGCGACAACAUGUCCGAUCAACAGCCAGUACCAUGGAGGCUGUGAUGACAUUACAGACUGUCUGUGCUUGCUGUAACAAUAAGCCAGUGCUCCCUCACACUUUGGGCUGCAGCCACAUAUUUUGUUACUAUUGUAUAAUGGCCAACAAAACUGCAGAUCAAGACUAUUCUUGCCCAAAAUGCUAUUUUAAUGGAAGAGAAAUCAACAAACUUAUAAUGCCUGGCCAUCAAUAAAUGCGUACUAAGUAAAUAUUAAUGGGAAACGGGGUACUGUGAACUGUGGCUGUGUACUUUUAAAAGUUUCAUUGAGUGUCGUAAAAGCGUCUAUGGUUUAAAAAAGGUUGCGUUUGUCAUUGAGUAUUUGUUUUGUAUAUUGAUUUGAAUUACGAAUCCAAAAUUCUAUUUAAUAAAAUCUAAUUGAUCAGGAUAUAUUUGAUUGGUUCGUAGUUCGAAUCAUUUUUUUUUUCAAAAGUGUUAAAGUUCGUAAUGAAUUUGUCUGAAACAAGACUUGGCACACGCUUCGAAUUUAUUCGAGACUUUCCUAAUAUCUUACGUAGUUCUUAAUUCUUUUGUAUAGAACAUAACAUUUUGUCCCUUACUAUGCCAACCAAAAAAAAAUCCAACCUUUCGCGAAUUAGCCGAGAUGCGAAAAGGAUGAGACUUAAUAGGUCUCAGGAAUCAGAAGAAGAUCGUGAAGUGCGGUUAUCUAUCAGCCGAGAGAACAUUGCUCUGUCACGUGCAUCUGAAACUAUUACUGAGAGGUGCAAACGCUUAAGUUUGCUAAGAAUUCGAGCCGCGACUUUGCGCUCUCGGGAGAGCACUGAGCAACGCGAGCGACGGCUUGCAGCUGAUCGAGAUAGACACACCCUCUCGCGCUAUUCAGAGACUUUUAUCGAAAGGGAGUUACGUUUAAGUUCGCAAAGAACUCGAGCCGCGGCUCGACGCUCGCAAGAGAGUUUCGAAGAACGUGAAGCACGUUUAGCCUCCGACCGACAGCGUCGUGCCCUCUCGCGCCAAUCCGAAUCUCUUUCACAAAGAGGACAACGAUUAUCAAUAGCUAGAAAUAACUGUGUGGAGGCCCGAUUAAGCUAUGAAAGUUAUCUAGCAUCUGAAAGAGAAAGAAUAGUUGAGCUAAGACGAACAGAAACAGAGGAUCAGUCUAGCCUAUUCAUUGAACGAACCCGAUACCAUAUUGACAGAGACCCGAUUGGCCUCAUAGACACGAAUAGCAGUGCAGAUGAGUCUGUGGAAUAUGGCGAAACAAUUAAAUAAGAAAUAACAGUUAAGGGGUGUUGUUAAUUUUUUAGGUGUAAUGGCACUUUUUAGAAUUAAGCAAAAUAUUGUAAAAUUAUGUACAAAGUAAUAAACGGUGGAUUGAUUGAUUGAAUAAAUAUUUUUUAUUUCAUCUAUA